UUUCUUCCGUUCCGAUAUAAAUAUCUUGUGCAGACGUACGCCAGUUAAAAUUCAAAAAUAGGAAAGGUAGACGUUCAUUAAUUUUUUUUAGAAAGAAAACUAUAGAGAAACUCGCGUGCGUGCGCUCCUAUAAAUAACAGCGACCGAAACUACUGUGAUUGAUGGUAGGCAUAAGUUUGGCGUAAUUGAUUGAAUACGGGCGGAGAUUGCGCAAAUACGAAAAAGAAAUAUUAAUAACGAAGUAAUUUCUGGUAUAACACUUCGAACGGGCACACGCGUUGAAAAUGUAGAAGCAGAUGUGCGGCUUUCAUCUCGUCAGUGGGCGUCGCGACGCUGCAGCAACGACGGCGUUGAGCACCGCGACGAUGGUGUUCUCCAGCAAAUUACCUCACAAAUAAAAUUAUGCUAACCAGACGCACAACACUUUUUUUGUAAUGGCCAUUCAAAUUUUGGACGAAGAUCAUUUUGCCAUUAGCGCAAUUGUUACCGUAUCAAUGCAGCUGACAUUCUUUUUGAUAGCAGCCACAUUUCAAUUAGAUAAGUUAACCGAUUUCGCUGGCGGAAUUAAUUUUAUCACUCUGGCGCUGCUCACAUUCUUUCUAGGACAAGGCGGAAAGAAAUCGUAUGAUAGUCGGCAACUCAUGGUUACUGUUUGCGUAUGCCUUUGGGGCGCAAGACUAUCCGGCUACCUUCUGUACCGAAUAUUAAAAAUUGGGAGAGAUAAACAGUUUGAUGAUAGACGAAGUAACAUAAUACGUUUUGCAAUUUUCUGGACGUUUCAGGCAGUUUGGGUGUACGUGGUAAGUUUACCGGUGAUAAUCAUCAACUCACCGCGCCAUGCAAUUCCACUGGCACCUCGCACGAUGACCACUCUGGAUUCGACCGGUACAGGUCUUUUUGUGAUUGGACUUUUGGCAGAAACGUACGCCGACUUGCAAAAAUUCUCCUUCAAGCAGGAUCCUCACAACCAAGGCAAAUGGUGCAAUGACGGUUUAUGGAGAUUGUCCAGGCACCCCAAUUAUUUCGGCGAAAUUCUUCUGUGGUGGGGAAUUUUCGUAAUAUCCUUAAACGUCUUGGAUGGAAUCGAAUGGAUCGCCAUAAUGUCUCCUAUUUUUACAACCUUCAUUAUACUAUUCCUGUCCGGAAUUCCAUUGCUCGAGCGGUCUUCCGACGAUAAAUACGGAGACGAUUCGGAGUAUCGAUACUACAAAGCUUCGACCUCUCCGCUUAUUCCUAUACCGCCCGCAAUUUAUGUGGAGGUACCACAAUUUUUGAAAUUCAUACUCUGUUGCGAAUAUCCGAUUUACGAUUCGGUCGACCUGCGAGGGAAAAGGGUGAAGGGGAUAAGCGAGUCAAUUAGUGCAUCCUUAGGACCGGCGCAAACCUAGCCGUGCUCAUCACACGGUUAGCAGUUUACGACCGACCUUUGUACUUCCAAUUACGUUGUUACUUUAAGAGAACAUAUGUCCUUUAAAGAAACGAAAGACGUACCGAAAGUUGAUGUUUUAGAUCUACAGGAAACCACCAAUGAUAUAUUCUGUGUGUCAAAUGAAUUAAUCAUCUAAGAACCUAUAGUUGAGUUUUCUACUUAGAGCCAAACCGUUUUCGAAACAGGAGCAAAAGUCAGAAAUAGGUAUUAUAGUUCUUUUGCAACAUUUGAAGAUUUGUUAAAUGUUAAAGUGGAAGGAGAAAAUUACAUGAAUGCAAGAUGCCAAGCAUCACUCAAAAGCCUUCCUUCCUUUACUCUUCACAUUCUCCUAAAGAUAUACUUUAGAUUUUAGGCGUUUUUGUUAUUAAUCUUAUUCUAUCGAGAGCCCAACUGAAUGACCAACUUUUUCACUGAAAGAACCUACUCCUCUUUGUGUCUUUGUGUAUCUUGCACGACUAUAAUUAUGUCAGCAUUUUCGCAGAUAUUUGAAACUCUUUUGAGUAACUUACACCGUUUCUCUUGGAAACAUGGCUUCUAAAGCUACAACAAUUAUAAUGACGGUGUUCUUCCAGUUUUUUGUGUGUUAUUCAGUUUAUCUUUUCUCAAAAAUAUGUAAACGAGCAUAUCCGUUCGCAACUAUUGUCUGUGAUUGAAAUUUAAACAGGAGAGCACGCUCAAUUGAAUAGUGGAUUUGUUAACUCUCUCAAAUGUGACAUCAACACACCAACCAAAACUAUUAGUGCAAGUAUUUCAUGUGUUCAAAUUGAAAUGAAUCAGUAAAGUAACCCUACGUGCCAUGGGAGCUAAUCGCGAAAAAUUAGUUUAUAAGUAUAAUGUUAUUAUGGCGCAUUAGAAACACUUAUUGGGUAACAUUUAACUGAACUAUGUUAUAAGAAUAUAUGAUUGUGAUUAAAAGCAGUAAUAUGACAA
Molecule: messenger RNA, 2359 nt
Organism: Photinus pyralis (common eastern firefly)
Lineage: Eukaryota; Metazoa; Arthropoda; Insecta; Coleoptera; Lampyridae
Exons: 6
Coding region: 435-1388 (317 amino acids)
Biological process (GO): lipid metabolic process
Cellular component (GO): membrane
Molecular function (GO): oxidoreductase activity, acting on the CH-CH group of donors
Source: RefSeq, a predicted model, not a curated record